AAAGCUGUUUCCCUUUCUCCGCUUCAGACCAACCAAGUUACCAAAUCCAAGAAAACCUGAUUUUACGGCCAAUUUCUUCUAUUUGAAUGCUCUGGAGAAAACCCUAACCAAAACCUUUGCCACCCAGACCCUAAAACCUCAUUAGCAAAUAAAUGGCAAGCUUCGAUCAAGCUCCACCUGGUGAUCCCAAGGUCGGAGAGAAGAUUUUCAAGAUCAAGUGCGCUCAGUGCCACACCGUCGAUAAAGGCGCCGGUCAUAGACAAGGACCCAAUUUGAAUGGUCUUUUUGGAAGGCAGUCUGGCACAACUCCCGGGUACUCCUAUUCCACUUCAAACAAGAACAUGGCUGUGAUUUGGGAGGAGAAGACAUUGUAUGAAUAUUUGCUUAACCCAAAAAAGUACAUUCCCGGAACAAAGAUGGUAUUUCCUGGAUUAAAGAAGCCACAGGAGCGUGUAGACCUCAUUACUUAUCUGAAGGAAGCAACUUCCUGAUGUUCUUUUUGCCCUAGGUUACCAUGUAUAUUCUAAUGUAUUAAUAUUUGAGGAAGAAAUUUUGUGCAGGGUAAAUUUAUCUGAUGUGGCAUUUCAGGAGCUA
Messenger RNA from Carya illinoinensis, 594 nucleotides. RefSeq names its product cytochrome c-like. The transcript has 3 exons. The record is from RefSeq and is a predicted model, not a curated record. Gene Ontology annotation, cellular component: mitochondrial intermembrane space. The coding region runs from base 153 to 491 and encodes 112 amino acids. Gene Ontology annotation, molecular function: heme binding; electron transfer activity. Gene Ontology annotation, biological process: mitochondrial electron transport, ubiquinol to cytochrome c; mitochondrial electron transport, cytochrome c to oxygen. Lineage: Eukaryota; Viridiplantae; Streptophyta; Magnoliopsida; Fagales; Juglandaceae.